AUCAGACUCAUUGACAAAAAAAAAUGGAUGAAGACCUAAUUCUACGCGAAUUAGUUAAAAGUCUGGCGUUUGAAAUAGAGGCUGUAAACCAAGAUAAUGUGUUAACGUGGACUACUACCAACGGCACCCCACUCAAUGUUAAAGUGAGAGUGAGGAACAAAGAUGAACCGAGACUGAUCCAAAAAGGUGUGAUACCUGUUCCAAGAAUUGGCAUUACCGCACCCGAAAAACUCAGACUUACUUCUAGCGAUCAGACCAUUCUGUCAUUCAACGUUUAUUUGGAUGAUGAAUCAGAAAAAGGGCCAAAACGUCACAAUGGUUUAAAACUGUUUAACAUUGGAAACUGCCUAGGAACAUAUAGCGAUGAUGAAGGACCAUAUUUACCGAGUUCUUCCGAACAAAAUGCCGUGGAAAGUGGCCGUUGCAGCAAAUCGACCAGCGGCAUCCUUAGAAAGAAGGUGUCGCCAGUUCUCAGCUCUAUAAAAACAGUUCCUCACACUCAAAAAAGAUUUUUUGGCAAAUGCAAACCAGGAGGAUGCCUUGAUCCACCCUUUGAUGAACCUAAUUAUGCUUAUAGCCUCGCAAAAGCAGAUCGUCAAGAAAACCUACAAGUCGAAUGUAAUAAGCUUGACGAUAAUAAAGAUGCUUGUGAACAAGGUGGAUGCCUCGACCCACCUUUUAGUGAAGAUAAAUACCCCUACACUGUUUCAACAACGCAUCAACCAGUGAAACUAGAAUUGACACCGCAAUCCACCAAGGACGAAAAACAAAUACUCAGUAACAAAUCUUCAGAAGAACGACAUAAAACACUAGAUAAGAAAACAAUAAAUGAAGAAGAUGAUUCGAAAAAACUUAUGGAUAUUUAUGCAACAACUCCGAGACAAAACUCACUGGAGGCAAAAUAUUCACAUUCUAUUAUAACAUAUCCUACUGAUGUGUCUUCUAAUGAAACGCUAUAUGAUCAAAUUCCGCAUAAAAAACUAUCUAUAAAAAGCAAUGAUGAUGAAGCACAAAAGCAAAGUUAUGAUUAUCCAGUAUCAUAUUUCGUACCUCCAAAAGAUGUUAUGAGAUAUAAAGAGGAACAACGUAGGUAUAGUAGGAGGCUUUCGUCUGUCACAAUUGAAAAAAGCAGUAAAAAAAGUACAGCCCAUGAUAAGAUAGAUAAAAUAAAAAGUAUGGAACAUGUUUAUAUUCCUCAGUAUGUGACACCUUCAAAAGAUGUACAGAGAGAGCAAAUGAAAUCUAAUAAUUCUGAUGAUGCUGCUUUUAAAAAUUACUAUAGUAAACAAUGCGACAUUGUGGGAACUGAACAAGAAAACACGAGUAUUGUGGAUAUUCCACCAUAUGUUGCCACGAAUUCCAAAAAAGUUGACAAUUGUCAAAAUUCUCUUGAUAAAGAACCUGCAUCAAAAUAUCUAAGGUCCACUGAAAGUAAUCGUAACAAGAAUGAAAAUGAGCAUCUUGUAUCACAACAAAUAGUAUCACCAAUCGACAAUCAGAAAUUAUAUUAUGAAAAAACUAGAAACCCCGAAGUAAAUAUUGGUAAAGAAAAUGUGAAGACAAAACCCAAUGAUGAUAAGCCAAUAGUCGAAAAAGCUGAUAUAGGAAAAGACUUUCUCAUAAAGUCUACCGAACAAAAACUUGAGAAUCAUGAAAAUGAACCAAAAAAUGUAUCACCGCAAAGUAUUUCAAGUAGUGAAAAUAAUGAAUUUGAUGUAUCUUCCGGACAUAGUAUAGAUUUUAAGCAAGAACUUUCAAAUAACGUGGAAACUCGUAACCCAGAAAACACGUUAGAUCACGAAGAAAAACAAGAGUUAUUAGCUGAGCGCAUGAACUUUACAAGUACAAAUAAUAUCAUAGUUGGCGAAAAUAUUUCGAAAGAUGAUUAUAUUAAGUCAGACCCAGAAUCAGAAAAAAGAAGAACUAGCACAAUUCUUCAGAAAAAAACGUUAUCGGCGAAACGUGACUUGGAUAUGGAUUACGAUGAUAUUAAUAAAACAGCUCCACUUAAACGUAAUACAUUUACGGUUAUUGCAUCUGAUACCUCAAUACAAAAAAGCGAAGAGAUUGAAGCAAUACCAGAAAACAUAACAGACAUUCAUUUUAAAACUACUCCGAAUUUUACUAAAAAUAACACAGUUAUUAUAGAUAUAAAUAACAAAAAACUUGAAGGUGAGGUAACUUCAACCCCAAAAAUCAUCCAGCCAGGAACAGUAAAAGAUUUACAUUCAAAAGUCAGUGAUGAUAAUAAAGCAACAGAGAUAGAUUCACGCACGAAAGAAUUGGAAAGUGUAUUCUAUACUGAUGUUGAUGGAAGUUUAUCACAUACACACUCAGAAAAUUUCACUAAUAUGAACCAAACUAGUAAUCAAACUAAACCCAAUACUACAUCAACCGAAAACGAAAUAAAUACUGAUUCAUUACGUAACCGUUUACCACCAUAUGUUAGUGAUAUAGAUACACACAUUGUUGAAACUGUCCAAAGCCCGCUCAAAAUAGAAAGUGAAAACAAGAAUUUAAAUAACAAGGAGAUGGAAUUGUUACAUAAACCAGAACAUAUACAGGACUUCUAUCUAAUCAGUGAAAACGCAAAAUCUUUAGACAUAGGAACAAAUGAUAUGGAAAGACCCAGCGAGUCCGUGAAAGAUUCAUUACAAAAAACUAUACCCGAUAAUAUACAAAAUUUGCAUGCAAAAGAUUCUGUUAGUGAUAAAUCAGCUAUAAAUCAAGAAACAAAUGUAUUUUUAUCCAAAAGAGAAUCGGAAAAGAUAUUGAAUACUGACUCUAACAUAUCUGUACCAAAAAAUAACACGGAUAAUUUGCGUUCAAAAAUGAUGACCGAUAGCAAAUUCUUUGCCGAUCCAACUAUGGAAAAUUUAUCAGAAAAUGCAAGAGAUUUCUAUCCCGAAAUUAAUUUUGAUGAUAAUUCUGCAUCAUUUACUAAAAACCUCGAGCAACCCGAACUAAUGGGUAUGAAAGACAUCAAAUUGAAAAAUGGGAAUAAACUUAAUAGCGAUGAUAUGGAUGCAUCUCAGAAACUUCUAACAAAUAAUUUACAUACUGAGAAUGGUAAAUAUUUUCCCGUUGACUCUGCAAGGCUCUCGAAUGGCAAUGAAACGCACGUGUUUGUACCUGAACUUGUUCAAAAUUUAAGUGAUAAAAAAAAGCAGAUGGAUUUCGAUUAUGAAAAGCUGGAAAAGGUAAAACGUGAUGACACAACUACAAAUUUCGUACCAAUAAUAACAUCAGAAAAUGAAGAAAAUGUGCAAAAUCAUACUACUGAUGACGGGAGCCAUACAAGAUUUGGACAAAUAUAUGAUAAGAAUAAGAUUUUAAAUACACACAGUAAUGAAGAACCAAAGCAAACAAAUCUUACUCAAAACGUACCAGAAUUGUCAAACUUUGAAAAUGAACUUUUUGAGACCCAAGAAUUCGUGGAAUACAAUAAUUACGGACUAGUAGAUAAUAAAGAAAUUGUAACAAGAAGUAGCUUACCCUCUGGUGGAUAUUCAGGCUUAUUAAGUGAGGUUUUAAGCAAUAUUUCAGAAGACAGAGAAGGAGAAGAGGGUAUUAACGUAAAAAGACAAUAUUUAACUGAAGCUACUGGAAGACGUGAGGAUUUUACAAAACUAGAUAUUGAAGCUUAUCGUGAUUACGAGACGAUUGACAAUGAAUUUACAAGUAUCUCUAAAGAAUCAGAACCUAAUAGCAUGGUGUCAGAAAUCGCUGUUGGCAGUAAUCUUCCUCAUAAAGCAAAGGACGGCAGUUAUAUUGCACUAAUAAAUAACUUUAUCAAGAGUUCCGUAUCAACAUUAAAAGACAUUGAUUACGACAUGCACAAGGAAACGAACCCGGGAACAUUCAAAACUAUACUAAAAAUAAGUCAGUCUAAUUCCAUUGAUAAGGACAACGCUCAGUUAAAUACAACUACAGAUGUAGAUCAGUUAAACACAACUAAUAUGAUUGACAAACCUAGUGAAUACCAAUCGUCUCAAAUACCGGCCUCCAAACAUGAUUUAAUCGGGUUGAACAAGGAUAAUAUUAGAGCAAAACCUAUUAGUCCUUACGGGCAGACCACACAUUAUCAACAAGUUCAACAACCCAAUCUAACCAAAUCACAAGAGCUACAAGAAUCCAAUAUUGUUGCGACAGAAUCAUCUUUUUCCAGAAAAGGUACAAGUCCACUUUAUGUAGAUAUGUCGUUUUAUAGUUAUAUCAACGACAACAAACAAAGGGUUGUUCAAACACAAAUCCCACUUACUGACAAACAAAAGCCUGAUGACGGCACAGUUACUAUAGUAAAAACAUUAAUACGACAUGGAAAUGAAAUAAGAAUACCUGUGGACAACGAAAAUGAUAUCUCUUUGAACAUUUUGGACAAAGACGUAAGAGUGGAGAAAAGGAACAGUAUUAUCGGAUUGCCAACUCAUCGUGAAAAACACGUUGUUGAUCGCGCAAAAAAACACAAAGACUGUCUCAACAAAAAUUUAGCUUUGAUAUAUGAAAGCGAAUUAAUUCCUCUGCACGCUGCCAUCAAAGACCUAACACAAGAAGUAAAUACGCUAGCAUCAAAACAAGAAAUACUUCAAAUGAGAAUGCGAAAUACUAAACGGACAAAGUCUUUGAGACUGAUUCCCGUUGUUAAAAGAUGUGGAUGCAAGAGAAUUUAGCGAAAUUAUGGUUAC
Molecule: messenger RNA, 4685 nt
Organism: Cydia amplana
Lineage: Eukaryota; Metazoa; Arthropoda; Insecta; Lepidoptera; Tortricidae
Exons: 6
Coding region: 24-4670 (1548 amino acids)
Source: RefSeq, a predicted model, not a curated record